AUGUCCUACCUGCAGAACCCCCAGCCCAUGUCCCCCGCCGUGGUGACAGGGACGGGGGGGCCUCAGCAGCAACAGCGAAUCAGAACGCGGGGCGUGGCCUCAGCUCCAUUUCCUGGCCAUCCAUUGGCUGCCGCAUUCGAGGGGCGGGGUCAGCCUUCCUGUCAUGUGAGGGCGCGGUCACGUGAGCGCCGCUGUCAUGGCGGUGGCCGGGGCGCUGCCGCUGCUGCUGCUGCUGCUGAGCGGGGCGGGCCGGCGGGCUGCGGGUACCAGUCGUGCCCCCCGACCCGGCCGGACAUGCUGAACGUGCACCUGGUGCCGCACUCGCACGACGACGUGGGCUGGCUCAAGACGGUGGAUCAGUACUACUAUGGGGUGCGGAACCAGGAGCAGCACGCGGGCGUGCAGUACAUCCUGGACUCGGUGGUGGCCCAGCUGGCCGCCCGGCCCUCGCGGCGCUUCGUCUACGCCGAGGUGGCGUUCCUGGCACGCUGGUGGCGGCAGCAGGGCCCGGCCACGCGCAGGCUGCUCCGGGAGCUGGUGCAGCAGGGGCGGCUGGACUGGUCGGGGGGGGGCUGGUGCAUGAACGACGAGGCCGCGGCUCACUACGGGGGGGCCCUGGUGCAGCUGGCCCUGGGCCGGCGCUUCCUGCGCCGCCUCUUCGGGGGCUGCGGCACGCCGCGCGUUGCCUGGCAGAUCGACCCCUUCGGGCACUCCCGCGAGCUGGCCGCCACCUUCGCCCAGAUGGGCUACGACGGGCUCUUCGUGGGCCGCGUGGACUACCAGGACAAGUGGGCGCGGCAGCAGCGCCGGGAGCUGGAGCUGCUCUGGAGGGGCAGCGAGAGCCUGGCCCCCCCCCGGGCCGACAUCUUCACCGGGAUCCUGCCCAACGUGUACGACCCCCCCGCGGGGCUGUGCUGGGACCAGCUCUGCACCGACCCCCCCGUGGUGGGACGGGGGACGGCCCCGAGCGCAACGUGGGACGCCGUGGUCACCUCCUUCCUGCGGGCAGCGGCCACCCAGGCCCGGCACUACCGCACCAACCACAUCCUGAUGACCAUGGGCUCCGACUUCCACUACGAGAACGCCAACCUGUGGUUCAAGAACCUGGACAAGCUCAUUGACGUCAAUGCCCGGCAAGCCAACGGCAGCCUCGUCCACGCCCUGUACUCCACCCCCUGUUACCUGUGGGAGCUGCACCGGGCCAACCUCACCUGGCCCCUGAAGACGGACGAUUUCUUCCCCUACUCGGACGGGCCCCACCAGUUCUGGACCGGCUACUUCAGCAGCCGCCCGGCCUUCAAGGGCUACGAGCGGCUCAGCAGCGGCUUCCUGCAGAUCUGCAGCCAGCUGGAAGCCCUGGCCGGGCCCUCGGCGCGGGACGGUCCCUACGGCCCUGGGGACAGCUCGGUGCUCCGUGAGGCCGUGGCUGUGGCCCAGCACCACGACGCCGUGGCCGGCACCGAGAGGCAGCACGUGGCCGACGACUACGCCCGGCAGCUGGCCAAGGGCUGGGACAGCUGCCAGGUGCUGGUGGCCAACGCCCUGUCAAUCCUGGGGGGCACCAAGGACCCCCUGGUGUUCUGCAACGCCCUCAACAUCGGCGUGUGCCCCCUCAGCGAGACCACCCCUCACUUCACCGUGAUCCUCUACAACCCCCUGGGCUGGGGCGUGACCUGGCCCGUGCGGCUGCCGGUCAGGGCCACCUCGUACUCUGUGACCGGCCCUCAGGGCCAGCCCGUGGCCAGCCAGGUGGUCCCGGUGUCCGGCGUGACGGCGGCUGCGGGGCGGCGCCGGACGGCCCCGGGGGAGCUCCUGUUCCAGGCCUGGGCCCCCCCGCUGGGGUUCAGCACCUUUGAGGUGAAGCAGCUGAGCCCAGGGACCCCCUGGACACCCCCAGCUGGCCCUCGGGGACCCCCUGGGACCCUCCCAGCUGGCCCUCGGGGGACCCAGAGCCGCAGAUUGAGAACGAGCUCCCAGUUAAACCAGUUAGGGGGUGACUGGCACCUGCGGGUCCGGUUCGACCCCGUCACGGGGCACCUGCUGGAGAUCCAGAACCUGGCCAAGGGCAUCUCGCUGCCCGUCUUCCAGAGCUUCUACUGGUACAACGCCAGCGCCGGGGGACGGGCAGCCCCACGCGCGGCCACGCACCUGCUCAAGACGGCGCUGGUGCAGGAGGUGCAGCAGAACUUCUCGGCGUGGUGCUCGCAGGUGCUGCGGCUGCGCCCGGGGCAGCCGUACCUGGAGCUGGAGUGGACCCUGGGGCCCAUCCCCGUGGCGGACGGGCUGGGCAAGGAGGUGAUCAGCCGCUUCGAGACGCCGCUGCGCACGGCCGGGCGCUUCUACACCGACUCCAACGGGCGCCAGGUGCUGGAGCGCAGGCGUGACUACCGGCCCACCUGGAACCUGAGCCAGACUGAGCCCGCGGCAGGGAAUUACUACCCUGUGAACACCCGGAUCUUCAUCAAGGACGAGAAGCUGCAGCUGACGGUGCUGACGGAUCGCUCGCAGGGCGGCAGCAGCCUCCAGGACGGCUCCCUGGAGCUG
This is a messenger RNA of Passer domesticus (house sparrow), 2544 nucleotides long. Its product is annotated as lysosomal alpha-mannosidase-like. Gene Ontology annotation, molecular function: carbohydrate binding; alpha-mannosidase activity. Gene Ontology annotation, cellular component: lysosome. The record is from RefSeq and is a predicted model, not a curated record. Gene Ontology annotation, biological process: mannose metabolic process. Lineage: Eukaryota; Metazoa; Chordata; Aves; Passeriformes; Passeridae.